Molecule: messenger RNA, 9789 nt
Organism: Dicentrarchus labrax (European seabass)
Lineage: Eukaryota; Metazoa; Chordata; Actinopteri; Moronidae
Gene: plcb3
Product: phospholipase C, beta 3 (phosphatidylinositol-specific)
Exons: 34
Coding region: 640-4425 (1261 amino acids)
Biological process (GO): lipid catabolic process; phosphatidylinositol-mediated signaling
Molecular function (GO): calmodulin binding; phosphatidylinositol-4,5-bisphosphate phospholipase C activity; calcium ion binding
Source: RefSeq, a predicted model, not a curated record
CUCAGCGCUAUCUGACGCUGUCCUUCUCCCUCACACUCUCCUCUCGGAAUCCUCUCUUUUUUUCCACAGAAAACAUGCAGAGAGGAGAGGAGGAGGAGAAAAGUAGAAACGCGUCGGAGGCGACAAGAGAGAGAGGAAGCAGAGAAAGUUGGUAGAGGAGCGAGAGGGCGAGAGGAGAGGAGAGGGGUCGACCAGAUGGGAGGAAGGAAGGAAAGGAUCUCUCUGCGGGCUCAAGUGCGCGAUUAAAGGAUUCAUCAUAAAUAAACAAAUAUAUGAAUCAAAGCCUAUAAUAAAAAAAGGGGAGUUAUAGGCGCGCUACCGCGUAGCGUGGACGCGGACAAGCCAGACAGCGGCGGUGCGCGCUGAAACAGCCAAGUUGUGUGUUUCUCUCUCUGGAUUUUACUCCUCAUGUUCUUCAAACUCUCGAUGAGGUUCACUAACUUUUAAGGACAGCGUCUGAAAAACUUUCCCUCCCCUCGGCCCUCCAAUUAACGCUCUCUCCCCGGGAAAAAAAAACCUAAAUAAAAGAGGCUCCGGGGUGGAAGUGGAGGAAGGAAGAGCGCUUUUGUUCCUUCCGAGGAGUCCAGCUCGCCGUAGCCGGGGUUUAGGCGUUGGCACCUGGGCAGGGAGUCCCUCGCCAUGGCCGGGGCCAAGCCGGGAGUCCAUGCGCUGCAGCUCAAACCCGUGUCCGUCCACGAAGCGCUGAAGAAGGGGGGCAAAUUCAUCAAAUGGGACGAGGAGCCCAACAGCGGGCCCCCCACCCUGGUAACCCUGAAAGUUGACCCAGAUGGAUUCUUCCUCUACUGGACUGGAGGGUCCAACCUGGAGGUGGAGAUACUCGACAUGAGCACCAUCAGGGACACGAGAACAGGAAAAUACGCCAAACUGCCAAAGGACCCGAAGCUGCGAGAGGUGCUGGGCUUCGGUAAGGGUGACCACGUCGAAGGAAAGCUGGUAACUGUCGUCCAUGGCAACGACCUGGUCAACACGUCCUUCCUCAACUUCCAGGCUAUGCAGGAAGACACAGCCAAGAUUUGGACAGAUGAGCUGUUCACUUUGGCCACAAACAUACUUUCCCAGAAUGCAUCACGGAACACCUUCCUUCUCAAAGCGUACACCAGGUUAAAGUUGCAGGUGAAUCAGGAUGGGAAGAUUCCUGUGAAGAAUAUUCUCAAGAUGUUUUCAGAUAAAAAGAGAGUGGAGACGGCUCUGGAGCAGUGUGGCCUCCUCAAUAACAGGUCGGAGGGACUCAAGCCAGAUGAUUUCACGUGGGAGGCCUUCCAGAAGUUUCUCGACAGCCUCUGUCUCCGGCCUGAGAUACAAAGCAUCUUUGAGGAAAGUGGCUCCAAGAGGAAGCCAUUCAUCUCUUUGGACCAGCUCAUGGACUUCAUCAACCGCAGGCAGCGAGACUCCAGACUGAACGAGGUGUUGUACCCCCCGCUGAAAAGAGAACAGGUCCGACAGAUCAUGGAGAAAUAUGAGACCAACACCAGCCAGCUGGAGAGGGAUCAGAUCAGUUUGCAGGCUUUCACUCGGUAUCUGGGAGGAGAGGAAAACAGCAUAGUACCUCCAGAGAGGCUGGAUGUCAUCGACGACAUGAACCAACCGCUGUCUCACUACUUUAUCAACUCCUCACACAACACGUACCUCACAGUGGGUCAGCUGACCGGCCUGUCGUCAGUGGAGAUGUACAGGCAGGUGUUGCUGACUGGCUGUCGCUGUGUAGAGCUGGACUGCUGGAAGGGCCGGCCGCAGGAUGAGGAGCCCUACAUCACCCACGGGUUCACCAUGACCACUGAGAUCCCCUUUAAGGAGGUGAUCGAGGCAAUAGCAGAGAGUGCUUUCAAGACCUCGCCAUACCCCCUCAUCCUGUCCUUUGAAAACCAUGUUGAUUCGGCCAAGCAGCAGGCCAAAAUGGCAGAGUACUGCAGGACUAUCUUUGGAGACGCCCUGCUUAUUGAUCCACUGGAGAAAUAUCCGCUCGACCCUGGUCAACCGCUCCCCUCACCACAGGAGAUGCUGGGGAAGAUUCUCAUUAAAAACAAGAAGAAGCACCAACACCAUCGACCCUCGAGUGGUGGCAGCAUACGACGCAGAGAGCAGGAGGAGCAGUCAUCGCCCGUCAAUGACUGUCCUUUGAAUGACAGUGAUGGAAGUCAGCUCCUGUCCAACGGGGAGGAGAAGCUGGCUGAGAGGAUGGUCAAAGACUCUGAGCCUCGCAAGUCCUUAGGAGGCGAAGGAGAGAGUGAGGAGGAGGAGGAGGACGAACCGGCGGCAGAGCUGAAAAAGCCGAACUCUGACGAGGGUACAGCCAGCAGUGAGGUGAACGCCACAGAGGAGAUGUCGACUCUCGUCAACUACAUUGAACCUGUCAAAUUCAAGAGUUUCGAGGUGGCGAACAAGAGGAAGAAAUUCUUUGAGAUGUCGUCGUUCGUGGAAACGAAAGGCAUGGACACGCUGAAGAGCUCCCCCAUUGAGUUUGUCGAGUACAAUAAGAAUCAGCUGAGCCGGAUCUACCCUAAAGGAACACGGGUGGACAGCUCCAACUACAUGCCUCAACUCUUCUGGAAUGUCGGCUGCCAGAUGGUGGCGCUAAACUUCCAGACUCUCGACCUCCCUAUGCAGCUGAACAUGGGUGUGUUUGAGUAUAAUGGCGGCAGCGGCUACCUGCUGAAACCUGAGUUCAUGAGGAGGACGGACAAACACUUUGACCCUUUUACAGAAAACAUAGUAGAUGGUAUAGUGGCCAAUACUGUCAAAAUUAAGGUGAUCUCAGGCCAGUUCCUGUCGGACAAAAAGGUUGGUGUGUACGUGGAAGUGGACAUGUUCGGACUUCCUGCUGACACAAAGAGGAAGUACAGAACCAAAACAUCCAAUGGGAACUCGCUGGACCCCGUAUGGGAUGAUGAAAUGUUUGUGUUUAAUAAGGUGGUCCUCCCUACGCUGGCCUCUCUGAGGAUAGCAGUGUUUGAAGAAAACGGCAAGUUCAUUGGACACCGGAUUCUCCCUGUGUCGGCCAUUAGACCUGGCUAUCACUAUAUUAACCUGAAGAAUGAGCUAAACCAGCCCCUCCUCCUGCCCUCUCUGCUGGUUUACACUGAAGCUCAGGACUACAUCCCCAAUGAACACCAGGAGUACGCGGAGGCUCUGACCAACCCAAUUAAGCACAUCAGUCAAUUGCACAAGAGAGAGACACAGCUGGCUGUUCUCAUAGAGGACAACAGUGAGCAUAUCACCAACCAGCCCAAAGAGGGAGAGACCAGGAGAGAGAGUGACGUCAUUCCAGGAGGUCGCCUCCCACCCCCCUUCCACGCCCUCCCUCCCUACCCAUUGGAUGAUUCUCCUGAUGUCAUCAAAUUAUCACCGCCAGCACCAAGUCAGAGAGAAGACCUCAUAGCCACUGUUCUGGCAGAGGCCCCUGCCCAGUCUAUAGAGGAGCUGAAGCAACAGAAGGGUUAUUUGAAGCUGGUGAAGAAACAUAGCAAAGAACUCAAAGAGAUUCGUAAGAAACACCUCAAGAAGCAGGUGUGGAAUCUGAGUAAGGAACAGAAGAGUCGGAGUAGCAAGAUUGAAUAUGAGACCCAGAAGCGACGCAGUCAAAUGGAGAAACACCUCAAACGUAGCAUGAAAAAAAACGAGCCCCCGGAGCCGGUGCAAAGUGAGCUGACAGCGUUGAAUCAGGAGAUUGAGAAGCAGACGGUCCAGCUGAGGGAAUGGCAGAUGCAAGAGCUGCUGAAGCUCCGACAGCAGCUUCACGCAUCCGAGAGAGAGAAGCAACAAACACACCUGAAGGAGGCCUUCCAGAAGUUAAAGGAGACGGCCCAUGAAUGCCAAGCAGCUCAGCUGAAAAGGCUCAGGGAGACGUGUGAGAAGGAGAAGAAAGAGCUCCAGAAGAUCCUGGACAGGAAGCGACAAAACAGCAUCAGCGAAGCCAAGAGCCGUGAAAAAGACAAGGCUGAAAUGGAACUGAAUGAGAUCAACAGGAAACAUAUUCAAGAUUCUGUCGCCUUAAUCCGCAGGCUGGAGGAGGCUCAGACCAGGAGACAGGACAAGCUGAUGCUGAGGCAGCGGGAGGUGCUGCAACACAUAGAUGAGGAACUUCCAAUGCUCCAGACUCAGUUGGAGAGGGAACUGGAGGAGGAGUAUCAGCGACUGCCGGAGGAGAUCUGCCAGCACCUUCAGAUGGAGCUCCAGAACAAAGGUCUCCGAAAGGAUGCCCUGUUCUCGUCCUUGUCCAAUCACAGCAGCCCCAGCCCCAGCUCCGGUUCGGGCCCACCCUCCAACUGCUCCACGCCCUCCUACCCGUCAACGCCCAAUCGGGGCACCUGGAACAGGACCAUGGACAAUAGCACUGCCUCAUUGGCUGACUCCACUUCCUCGUCCACCACUCCCGUCCUGUCGGAGGCGGAGAUGUCGUUCAGUUAAAAUUAUUACCUGUAAAAAGGAAAAUACAUACAUUCAACUGGGGUCUAUAAUGAUUAUAAUGUGGGAUAGUAAUGAUAUUAAUUAUUAACUAAUUUUAUUCCUUUUUUAUUACAGACUGUUUUUGUUCGUGUCUACAGAGCUAUAUUAUUUUUUAUUUUGCUGUUAUUGUCAGAUGACACAUGAUGCGUUUUGAAGAUUUCAUAAGAAUCAUAACCAUUUUUUUUUUUUUUAAUACAUUUUUGUGUCUUUUUGUCUUGCUUUUAAUGUCAUAUCCUUUCAUACCCUUUUCUGUGCAGCAUUCCCAUUGUCUGGUCAGUAAGCUUUGCUGUGGUUUUUGUGACACCACGCACUUUAUGUUCACACUGUUUUUUAACAGUUUUAACUUUUUUUUUAUUUUAUUUUUUUUAAGCUUUAAACUGUAGAGAAAGGAACAGGGUUAGACAAUGACUGCCUUUGUAAAGGUAAACUUUGUAACUUACAUACAGUUGGGCCAAGCGACUACCAUUAUGGUAAUAAGUAAUUCUCACUACAAAAGUUUGAUAUUUUGUUUGUAGCAACAUCUGACCAAUGAGAUUGCUUCAUAAUGGCCUCAUGUCCUAUGAGUAGAUGAGCAACUAUUUCCAACAUGUGAGUGCUACAAAUAAAUAUCAAAAACCAAAUCUUUUUCACCUUUGAAAGUAAAAAUAAUCAAGGUUAGAGAAGUAUUUUUCAGAAUUGAGUGUCAAGAGGGAAUAUAAAGGAGAAGAGGGCUGAAUUUUUAUCCAGAUUUUUUAGAGACUUAAAAAAGUAAGUUUAAAAGCUUAUGUUUUGGCCGUAAUGACAGUAGCUGACCAGCAAGCGGUGCUGCAGCCUUUACUGUUUAUGUUAAAUUGGUUGUUUGAGCUUUUCAUUCAUGCCAGCCUGAUUAUCCUAUUACACUGUACUUGCUCACACACCUGUCUCGGCAGGGUUUGCAACGUCAUUGGUCGGGAUAAAGUCUCUGGCCCUUCAAAACCCAGCCAAGGUUGAAUUGCGGGUGGUCAGCAGACGACCAUCUGGCUACAAAACGAGUGUGUGUGUCUUUGAGUGUAAAUAAUGGAGGGUUUAAGUGAUGUAACACUCAGUUUUGCACACACACAUGCUUGACUGUAUUUUCUACUGAGGCAUCUAUGGUGAGGCGCUCUAUCUACACACAGUGGUACAUAAAUACACACACACACACACACACACACACACACAGCUUAUUAGUUCAGAGGCCAAAAGUCUCUAAAAUCCUCAUUCCAUCCAAUCUAUCCCGCUUGAAAAUAGAAUGCACACACAAACACACAAGGAAAGAACUUCAGUAAUUUUACAAAUAUUACAGAUUACUAAAGUGUGUGUGUGUGUGUGUGUGUGUGUGUGUGUGUGUGUGUGUGUGUGUGUGUGUGUGUGUGUGUGUGUGUGUGUGUGUGUGUGUGUGUGUGUGUGUGUGUGUGGCCAGAAGUUAAUCUCUUGAUGAGACAUCUGCUUUUCGGGACAGUAAUACUUUGUACUAAAUGGAAAGAGUGCACUGUGGAUGUGUGUGUGUGUGUGUCCAUGUAUGUUGUUGCAGUUAGUUUGACACUUUUGCAGCCUGGAAAAAGACCUCAUACAGUCUUCAGACUAUGUCUUAAAGCUGCAUUAUUACAUUUUAAUGUAAAAAUGCACUCAAAUUUUUAGUUUAAAUCAUCAAAGUGAGGCAAACACAUGAGGGUUUUGCUUCAAUGCUCAAUUUGACAAAUUAUUAUUGGUACAGUGUUAUAAUGUUGUGGUAAGAAAUCGUGUCACAGCUCAGAAAGUAACCACAUGGGCAGCAACUUUUACUUCAGGUCUGCCAUGAGGGGAAAUCGUGCGUUGCUAUGAAAAACUAGUUCAGUUCUCUUGUUUCCAGAAUUGUCACUGGACAUAGGAACUGCUUGUGUAAAUUUUAUUUUAGGGUGAAUAUGCCCUUUAAAAUAUCCCUCAGUGUGUUUAAGCCUCCAUUCAAGCCGAAUGUUGAAUGUGGUGCACAUACUAAAUGGUACUUUAAAAGUCUGUGUUUUUGUUUUUUUUCUUUAUCAAAGCUUCUUCUCUCUUUAUUUUCAUCCAUUAAUGGAGACUUCAAUUAUUUUUUUUACAGCAAAAUGUAAAUGGUUCUUUUCUUUCCUGCCUCGUCUACUUUGAGGGGUAAAAUAAUGGCACUCUGUGUAUAUGUAUUCUGUGUAUAUGUUUAGUUUUAUGUGAAUUUUACUACUGACCACAAGUGCUGAAGAGGAAUGGAGGUCAGGAGAGGCUGAGGGAGGAAACACAAGUGAAUUUAAUUUUUACUUUUUCUCAAAGAAAAGAUUGUUUUUAGAUUCAGCGAGUCCUGUCUUAUCCUCUCCUGCCUCCCUUCCUCUGUGAGCACUGGCUGCCUGUCUGUCUGAUUAUUCCCCCUCACACACAAUUUGUAAACUAUCAUCUAUUUAAAUUGAAUUUUAACAACUUUUUCUUUUGUGGUUAUUUAAGUUUUAAUUGAUGGAAGAAACUAUCUGUAUCCAUUCAUUCAAUUAACGCUUUGCAGAGCGUUAAAGGUUUUCAUGUAUCAAGCUCAUUAUGAAUUCAGUAUCUUUAAGCAUUUUAAUGUGCAUGAAAUUUAAUGGAGCUCUGCUUUGUCUUGACACAGGGUUUUUCAGGUUAAACACUAUAAAGAAAGCAACACAAAGACAAUAACUGUUAUGAAAUUGUUGGUUUAACUUACCGGACAUUCGUAGGACAGCAAACGUACACCCACUGGGGUCAGCACUUUCUUUAAAUGAAUACACUGACCUUUUAGUCUCUGAUAUUUUAACAGUUAAAGAUUGCCAGACUGUUCACCUCUGGCUGUCCUGCUCUCUGUGUGCCACACUGCACUACAGUAUGUAAAUGUUGUGCUGAGCUGUCUCAUUUCCGACGCUAAUGUAUACAGUGUGAGUAUGUACUUUAUUGGGAAGAGGCGGAGGUGAAACUGCCACCAGUCUUCUCAAAUCAAAUGGUUUGUUUUCUGAAAAAAGUUGAUGCAUUCCUUGCAGGCUGUCUGCUUUAGGGUCAAGGUGGUCCAAGCCAUUCCAAGUCCAGUGGCAAGUAUUCAGAAUAACAUUUGUAAGAUUUGUACAUUAUCACCAGGUACUCAGAGGGUUUUUUCAUUAUGUUUGAGGUGAAAACGGCCCAUUUUGGUGCAACCCCUUUCAGCUCUUUUCAUGUUUAAAUGCACUUUUACCAUUGUCUUGUUUCGGUUGCUUGUAAAAGUCUAUUGUUCCUUUGACAUGGAUAUUAAUACAACCACAUGAUUUUUUUCUUUUUGUGUGAACAGCAGUUGUUUAAUUUUAUGGUUUAGUGGCCAUUUGCAAAAGAGUCCUUGAGCACAUUUUGACAGGAAAGGGUUUUUUUCCUUUGCACUUUGAGCUUUUUUUUUUGUAUUUGGUACUAUUUGUAUUAACAAAAGCUUUUUUUAUACUGUGUGUUAAAAGUAAUCACAUAAAUGAGAAUGAAACAUAUUUUACCACUUACAAAAACCUUUGUCCUUCAGAUAAAUAUAGAUAAAAUAGAUAAAUUGUGUAACUAAAUUGUUACCAGACACGUUAAAUCUAACAAAUGCAUUAACUGGCACUGGAGUCACAUUUCUACACAAAAGUUUUUGUGUGGAGCUGCAAUAUAAUAACUGCACCUACAGUACAGUUAUAUACUGUAUUAUAGUUUCAGACUAUUUCCACAGGUGCUAAUAUAUCAGGAAAAGAUAUAAUAUAUAUAUGUCUAAUGUGUAAAAUGCCACAAACCACAAGUAUAUCAGAUAUUAUAAAUUUGUUUUCUUUUUUAGUCUUUGACCCUUUUCUUUAGUAAAAAUACAGAUUAUUGGUUCUAGAUGGCAGCCAGUAGCUUUAAAAUUAAAAUAAGAUAUAAAGUUUUAUGUACUUUGUAGAUCCUGAAAGGAGUUUGACCUUAUAAGAACUGACACCAGAGUGAUCAGUGAACUGUUAGCUCUGAGACUGGAAAGUAGUGGGAUAUGAAAGGGCUGCUUUAAUACAGGAUCGUUAGUUAGAAAUAAUGACUCGUAUGCUCCAAAAUACAGAUCAGUUUGAAAAAACUAAAUACCACAGUUCUUUAUUUGACUACUGAGUGUUUGAGCCUCUCCCAGGUUUUUGGUUACUGUUUUGGUUGAGUCUCAGUGCUCUCAUCAAGUCUGUUUCUGACUGCAGCUGUUCCAAUAAACUCAGUGCGCACUACAUGUGAAGACAAAGUUAACAGUUAGUUGGUGAAAUAGUGGCCUGUUCAACAGCUUCUCAGGUGUUGGAAACCAAAACAGCUCAAAGGAAAGUGAAUACUGGACUAUAUGACAGAAUGAAUGCUAAUGUUGCUAAUUGUUGUGUAUAUAAGCAACUGUUUGAAAAGUUUAUCACUUUUAUCUCAUGGAUUAGUAUGAAGGUUUAUAUUCUUUCUGUGAUGCCUUCCUUUACAUACUAGCCCACAUAUGCUAAAUCUAUAGCAUGUGCACUGGAAACAUAUCUGCUACCUACCAGUCACACAGUUAACUCCGAGUCAGUCUUUUGUCAGAUUUUGUGCAAAAUAGGUCAAACUCCCAAGAAGCCAGUAUAGCCCCUUUAAAACAUAAUAAUGAGACAAGGUAUCAGUUUUAAUCAGGAACCAUGACACCAAAAAGGCCAGCAUUGGUUCUCUUUCCCCCGGUUUAUGCUUAGAUUUGGCCUGUGCUUCUUUGGCACACGGAGAGAAGCGCAAUCAGUGUGCUAGCGCCGUUAGCAAGUUUCCUUCCCACCAGAAUGGAGCCCGGGGGUUGUUUCUUGUCAGCCGUGAGCUUUAACCUCUGUUAUUUCUGUCCUUUUUAGGUUGAAAACACUCAUUUAAAAGGACACGCACAAUAUCAUACUCUGACACAAACACGGCAGCGUACCAUUAGACACUGCGCUCACUUCAGCAUUACAAACACAAACACUCCUUGACUUUACUCUUAUUAGACAUUUGGUGUGACUAGUCUGCCUCGGGCCCACCCUGAGGACUCUGGCUGUCAUGUCUUCUCUCCCUCUUCUUUUUUUUCCUCCCCAUGUGUACCCCUCUGUCCCAUUUCCAUUCCCUCAGUUUCACCAAAUAAUGAGACCAUCUUUUACUUUUGGAUUAGUUAAAUUAUGUAAAAGCAGCAGCAGCAUUGUUUGUACACUUCAGAUAGUGAAGGAAGCAUGCAUUAGAGACGAUAUGUAAUGAGGUUUGUUGACACUGUAUAUCUAGUGUAUAUUAUGAUUGCUGGAUAUAAAGGGAAUACUAUACAAUGAUCCAGAUGUAAUAUUUUAUUGUUACUUCACAAUUAAUAAAAAGUAUACGGCUGAACAUUCAGUAAUAAACUUCCUUUACGGAGCUGAA